UUUCUGUGGUUAUAUUUAAAAGAAGCUCUUUUAAUUGUUUUAAUUAAGCUUUUGAAAAAAUCUAUUGUGCCUGGAGUUCGGUGCCUGUCUGAGGUCAACCGAAACGCACGGAGGCCGCUCGAUAGCGCGCCAGCUUUUUUUUAACAAUUACUUCCGAUAAUGCGAAAGUCCGAGCGAGGACGAUCGAUCAACCUGUUGCUCGCAGCAAAAUCGCGCAAAUGAGUUCCGAAUCAUUACUUUCGCAGCACCGCGAAGAAGACGCAACAGCUGCCAGUCACACUAGCACAAUGGAGGCCAGGUCAGAACACCAAAAAACCAAAAUGUACGGGACCAUUUAUUCCUUUACCACCUCAUUAGGGGUGGGCUUGCUCAUGAUGGUGCUCUUCUGGAUACUGCACUACAGAGGGGGCUUCGCCUGGCAUUCGAAUCCCGCUCAACAGUUCUACUGGCACCCGUUCCUGUUGGUGCUGGGCAUGGUAUUUUUAUAUUCUCAGUCCAUCUUAGUCUACCGGACGGGCAGGUCAGUGCAGAAAAAGAAACUAAAACUGCUGCAUGGUGCCUUGCACUUGUUGGCGUUUAUUUUAUCCGUGAUCGGAUUGAAGGCAGUCUUUGACUUCCAUAAUCUGUCGGCUACUCCCAUCGCCAACCUUUAUACCAUGCAUUCUUGGAUCGGCCUCAUUACGGUCAUCAUUUUCGCCCUUCAGUUUUUCUUUGGAUUCAUAUCGUUUUUGUACCCCGGAAUAUCGAUGACUUUGAGAAGAGCGAUAAUGCCAAUCCAUAUCGUGGUUGGUACUCUAACGUUCGUUUUGGCGAUCAUUUGCGUUUUAACUGGGCUGACCGAAAAGGCAUUAUGGACUUUGAAAAACUAUGCUGAUUUUCCAGCUGAAGGCUUCGUUUACAAUUUCAUUGGGCUCAUAACUAUAUUCUAUGGCCUUUUGGUACUCUACCUCGUUGGAGAAGCCAGUUAUAAAAGGUCUCCUUUGCCAGAGGACGAGGUGGUGCUCUCGAUGAGCGAUUAAGGUGAAGUUGGGGGGCAAUCCAAAGUAUUAAGUGAGAAAGUAUGGGUCUCAGCUUCUAAGAAUACCUCCAAAGUAUCUGGUGCUUCAGUGUUUAAAGAUUUACGUAUAUAUAGAUAUAUAUAUUAUA
Messenger RNA from Cylas formicarius (sweet potato weevil), 1146 nucleotides. Its product is annotated as lysosomal membrane ascorbate-dependent ferrireductase CYB561A3. The record is from RefSeq and is a predicted model, not a curated record. NCBI's taxonomy places the organism in Eukaryota, Metazoa, Arthropoda, Insecta, Coleoptera, Brentidae. The transcript is spliced from 5 exons. Gene Ontology annotation, molecular function: oxidoreductase activity. The coding region runs from base 219 to 1019 and encodes 266 amino acids.